CUCAAACUAAAAAAGACAUGUAAAUCUGGAACUAACACACACAACUUUUUAUUGUUGUGAAAAUGAAAAUCGCGGAGAAGUUUAGUUCGGUUCAACCAAGUUCAGCUGAUGGUUUGGAUAGUGGUGGGGAAAGCGAUCUUCUCAGUCUAGCACCGCCACUUCGAUCGCCAGUCUCUUCGACCAUUCGACGGCGAUUCCGAAUUGGUCAAUAUCUAUCAAACAUAAAGUUCUUAGUACUGAUCGUGACAAUUUACGUGCUGUUGCAUCUGCUACCGCGUCAUCAUGCAAGCAAACAAAUUCAUGAAACGAAUCGAUCUGUUGUUCUCCUUUGGAAUGAACACAAUUCCUCGCAGGCAGGCGAGGAUUAUAUACAGUGUGGCUGCAGAAUAACCAGUAAUCGCAAAUACGCUCAAAGCUUAAUAGAGGCCGUUGUUGUCCAUGCAGAUCGACCAUAUUCACUGGACGGCCUCGAGAAUAUCGAGCAUACACCAGACUAUCUGGUAGUAUUUACUUCCAAGACUCCAGUCAAUCCAAAUGAGAGCCCAAUAACAGCUAAGAAUGAAUCAGUUUUUAAUUUCACCAUGACCUAUCGGCUAGACUCAGAUCUGAUCUGGACAGAUUUCUAUUUUUAUAAAACUAAGGUGGACUUUAAUAGGCAGCUGGCAUUUGACGCACCAGAUGAGAACUUUAUGGAAAAGCUAUCUAGCUUUGCGGCAACUGAGUUACGAUCAAAAUUAAACGCAAAGAAUCGUUUAAUUCUAUACAUGAUGUAUGAAGUGAACGCAAACACCCUUGCAGAAAGUCUCUAUCUGGAGCAGAUCCGAGAAUAUGCAGAGCUAGACGCCUAUGCGAGUUGCCAAAAAAACACACACUGUAUUGUGUAUCAUUUUAUGCUUGUAUUUGAAUCGAGUACAUGUCCGGACUACUUGAACCCGCAAUUCUUCAUGGCGCUUACCAACUACGUUGUGCCCGUGGUGCUUGGUGGUGGGGACCUGAGUCACAUUGCCCCGCCGGGCUCCUACAUCAGCGCUGACGACUUCUACUCACCCCAGCAGUUAGUAAGUUACUUAAAGCACCUCUCCGUCAAUCCGCACAAGUAUGAGAAGCUCUUCUGGUGGCAUUUUAAAUACCAGCUCAAUAAAAUUAGCCAGCAUUACUGCGCUUUGUGCCGACACUUGCAGCAGACUCAAAAACAUGCCCAUACUAAGAAAUUUGUUCAGUGGUGGAGUCGCUACCAGUGCCCAAAUCGAUCUGAAGUCUGGUCCUGGACUCUCCAUCCGCUCAUUUAGUAAUUCAGAUCUUUAUAAAUUGUUAUUGUUAUUACUGUUA
This is a messenger RNA of Drosophila busckii, 1329 nucleotides long. RefSeq names its product alpha-(1,3)-fucosyltransferase C. Lineage: Eukaryota; Metazoa; Arthropoda; Insecta; Diptera; Drosophilidae. The transcript is spliced from 2 exons. Gene Ontology annotation, cellular component: membrane. Gene Ontology annotation, molecular function: alpha-(1->3)-fucosyltransferase activity. The record is from RefSeq and is a predicted model, not a curated record. Bases 63 to 1289 code for a protein of 408 amino acids.